Molecule: messenger RNA, 1195 nt
Organism: Owenia fusiformis
Lineage: Eukaryota; Metazoa; Annelida; Polychaeta; Sabellida; Oweniidae
Source: the annotation of a GenBank genome assembly
AAAAUGGCGGACCAUGGACACAAUUAACAGGUAAAAUCACUUCAAAAUUUCAAGAGAACUUUUUACCUACAUAUAGAAUUGGCUACACAAUUACAUAGGCUCACUUAGAAAUGAUUCAAUUUACACAAAAGUUUACCUGUACUAAUAUUCAACGUGUGAAGUACGUCACUCGUAAUUGAGCACACAGGAGUUGAUGACGUAUUUCACAAGUAGGAUUACAGAAAAACAAAAUUGGGCUACAUAAAUGUCUUCUACUGCUGCUUCGACGGGAUACAGUGAUCCUGUUCCCCUUGAUCAGAUACCUAAUGAUGGAGAGGAUAAUAGAUGUCGCCUCUGGAUAGGCAAUAUGGAUCAACGAAUCACUGAAUUAGCAAUGUUAAAAAUACUACAGAAGCAUGGAGAUGUGAAGAAAUUCGACUUCCUAACCCAUAAAGGAGGUCCACAAAUAGGAAAACCUCGAGGUUAUUGCUUUGUCACAUUCAAAACUAUAGCAGAUGCCAUGAAGGUUCAAAAAGCUUUAGAUGGAAAAAUGGCGUUAUCAAGAAAAUUGGUUGUUCGCUCAGCAAAUUCUUCACAAGAGGUCCCUGAAUCAAGUUCUAGUAGUUCAACUGUAGGAAGCACAAAUGGUACUUCUUCAAAAAUCAAAGACAUUGAAGCCAAGCUGAAACUGAUGGAACACACACAGAAGGAGUUCACAAUUCUAUAUAACCCAACUGGCAGAAUAGCAGACCAGAAAUCAAACUCUCAAUCCACCAAUAAAAAUAAUCCCAAACCAUAUAACAGGAACACUUAUGGUACAAAGGAUUCUAGACCCAAAUUAAAACGGUUAUGAACUCCCUUAAUGAAUCUCAAGGAGCAGAUAAUAUUAUAUUAAUAUAUGUAAGGCUCACUCCAUAUUUUACAUGUCAAGUGAAGCAAGUGUAUUCUGUCUGCCAGAAGCAAUUUGUGUAUGAUGUCAAGUGAAGCAGUUCUUGUAUGAUGUCAAGUGAAGCAGUUUGUAUAUGAUGUCAAGUGAAGCAGUUCUUGUAUGAUGUCAAGUGAAGCAUUUUUGCAUGAUGUCAAGUGAAGCAGUUCUCAUGUGAUGCCAAGUGAAGCAUUUUUUGUAUGAUUCCAAGUGAAGUAAUUUGUGUAUGACAUCAAGUGAAGCAAUAUGUGUAUGAUGUCAAGUGAAGCAGUUCUUGUAUGAUGUCAAGUG